Messenger RNA from Bolinopsis microptera, 1535 nucleotides. Its product is annotated as spliceosome-associated protein CWC27 homolog. The transcript is spliced from 6 exons. Bases 12 to 1535 code for a protein of 507 amino acids. Lineage: Eukaryota; Metazoa; Ctenophora; Tentaculata; Lobata; Bolinopsidae. The record is from RefSeq and is a predicted model, not a curated record. Gene Ontology annotation, cellular component: catalytic step 2 spliceosome. Gene Ontology annotation, biological process: protein peptidyl-prolyl isomerization. Gene Ontology annotation, molecular function: peptidyl-prolyl cis-trans isomerase activity.
UUUACCUAGGCAUGAGUAAUAUCUACAAUCUCGAGCCAGUAACGAAAGGGAAAGUCUUGUUGACAACAACUCACGGGGAUAUAGAGAUAGAGCUCUGGGCUCGAGAGGCACCGAAGGCAUGUAGGAACUUCGUUCAGUUGUGCUUAGAAUGUUAUUAUGACGAUACGAUAUUUCAUCGGCUAGUAAAAGGAUUCUGUAUACAAGGAGGUGAUCCCACAGGUACUGGAACGGGGGGAGAUUCUAUUUACGGAGAAGAUUUCGCAGAUGAGUUCCACCAGCGUCUUAAGUUCAACAGAAGAGGUCUGCUGGCCACGGCUAACAAAGGGGAGCCCAACUCAAAUGGCUCGCAGUUCUUCUUCACUCUUGGGGAAGCACCGGAGUUGCAGAAGAAACACACGAUCUUUGGGAAGGUGACGGGGAACACCAUCUUUAACGUGUUGAGAAUGGCGGAGAUGGAAACAGAUAAUAAUGAGCGACCUCUCGAGCCUCCAAGUAUCAGGAAAACCGAGAUCCUCAACAAUCCGUUUGAUGAUAUAGUUACUAGAGAUAUUAAGCAUAAAACUGGCGAAGAGAAGAAGAAAGAAAAGAAGAAGAAAAGUCAGAUGAAGGCUACAAAGAAUUUCAAACUUUUGUCGUUCGGAGAAGAAGCUGAGGAAGACGAGGAAGAAGUCCAACAGGUAAAUAUUGCUGCUGCAGAGUGUUUGUCAGAGCGUAUGGCAGACCGUGUGUCCGAGCGUAUGUCAGAGCGUGUGUCAGAGCGUGUGUCCGAGCGUAUUUCAGAGCGUGUGUCAGAGCAUAUGUCAGACCGUGUGUCCGAGCGUGUGCCCGAGCGUGUGUCCGAGCGUGUGUCCGAGCGUGUGUCCGAGCGUGUGUCCGAGCGUGUGUCAGAGCGUAUAUCAGAGCGUGUGUCCGGGCGUAUGUCAGAGCGUGUGUCAGAGCGUAUGUCAGAUCGUGUGUCAGAGCGUGUGUCCGAGCGUAUGUCAGACCGUGUGUCCGAGCGUGUGCCCGAGCGUGUGUCCGAGCGUAUUUCAGAGCGUGUGUCAGAGCGUGUUCCGGGCGUAUGUCAAAGCGUGUGUCAGAGCGUAUGUCCAAGCGUGUGUCCGGGCGUAUGUCAGAGCGUGUGUCAGGGCGUAUGUCCUAGCGUAUUUCAGAGCGUGUGUCAGAGCGUGUUCCGGGCAUAUGUCAAAGCGUGUGUCAGAGCGUAUGUCCGAGCGUGUGUCCGGGCGUAUGUCCGAGCGUGUGUCAGAGCGUGUGUCAGAGCGUAUGUCAGAGCGUGUGUCCAGGCGUAUGUCAGAGCGUGUGUCAGAGCGUAUGUCAGAGCGUGUGUCAGAGCGUGUGUCCGAGCGUAUGUCAGAGCGUGUGUCCGAGCGUGUGCCCGAGCGUGUGUCCGAGCGUAUUUCAGAGCGUGUGUCAGAGCGUGUUCCGGGCGUAUGUCAAAGCGUGUGUCAGAGCGUAUGUCCGAGCGUGUGUCCGGGCGUAUGUCAGAGCGUGUGUCAGAGCGUAUGUCAGAGCAUGUGUCAGGGCGUAUGUCCUAG